Messenger RNA from Vanessa tameamea, 3422 nucleotides. RefSeq names its product MAU2 chromatid cohesion factor homolog (gene Mau2). Bases 38 to 1870 code for a protein of 610 amino acids. Gene Ontology annotation, molecular function: double-stranded DNA binding; protein binding. The transcript is spliced from 12 exons. Lineage: Eukaryota; Metazoa; Arthropoda; Insecta; Lepidoptera; Nymphalidae. Gene Ontology annotation, cellular component: SMC loading complex; chromatin. The record is from RefSeq and is a predicted model, not a curated record. Gene Ontology annotation, biological process: maintenance of mitotic sister chromatid cohesion; mitotic sister chromatid cohesion.
CACUGCUCCCUCCAAGAGUCCAAGCAGAAAUGUCAAAAUGGCGUCAACGCAGGACGCUUGGUAUAUUUCUUUACUUGGUUUAGCGGAACAUUUCCGCACAUCAAAUCCUCCUGACAUAAAAAGUUGCAUUCAGUGCCUUCAAGCUGUAUUUAAUUUCAAACCACCACAGAGAGUCGAAGCUAGAACACAUUUACAACUCGGGAAUAUCCUUUUGACACACACUAAAAACAUCGACUUGGCGAGAUCGCAUUUGGAACAGAGUUGGUGUUUAUCUCAGACUAUCAAUGGGUUUGACGAUGUUAAGUUCGAAGCGGCGAGUGUGCUGGCCGAGCUCUUUGAGCAACAGGGCCAACCUACACACUCCAAACCUAUCCUUCGAAAAGCAAUCGAACUAUCACAGCACAGUGUUUAUUGGCACUGCAGACUAAUAUUCCAAUUAGCACAAAUCCAUGCAACAGAAAGGGAAUAUGAAGUGGCUAGCAGUUUACUUGGUGUGGGAGUGGACUAUGCCCAGAUUUCCAAUGCUGCAUAUACACGAGUACUGUUUUUGCUCAGUAGGGUUAUGUUACUAUUAAUAGACAAAAAAAUACAAGAAGUUCUACCACUGCUUAAUCAGGCUGGACAUCUUGUUGAGACAUGGGUUGGUAGUCCACAUCAAAAGGAAUAUUUAAAAGUUUUCUUCCUAGUAUUGCAGGUAUGUCAUUACUUGAUGGCCGGACAAGUGAAAAGUGUGAAACCAUGUCUGAAGCAGCUGCAGCAAAGUAUUCAGACCAUUAUGGCACCAACAUGGCCCGAUGAUGAUGCGGUGUGCGGUAGUGCGGCGGGCGAGUCGUUCGUGUGGCUGUCGCGCCAGCAGCUCUACGUGCUGGUGUACCUCGUCACCGUCAUGCACUCCGCGCAGGCCGGCUACAUGGAUAAGGCGCACAAGUACACAGAAAAGGCACUGGCGCAGAUCGACAAACUUACCUCGAGCGAGGAGGGCGGCGACGCGGGCGGCGCGGCGGGGCUGAGCGGCGGGCCGCGCGGCGGCGCGGUGCUGGCGUGGCGCCUGCGCAUGGCGCUGCUGGAGCACGCAGCGCUGUGCCGCCUCGUGGCGGGCGGCAAGGCACACGCGCUGCAUGAGAUCGCGCGCGCCGCGCACCUCUUGUCCUCCGCGCCCAGCGCGAGCACGGCAGCGGCGCACACACCGCAGCUGCACUGCCUGCUAGGGCUAUAUGCCAUGUCAAUGAACUGCAUGGAGGCCGCCGAAGCACAAUUCCACACAGCCAUACACAUGUCACAAGAGAGGGACUUAUGGAUGUUUGCGAAACUGAACUUGGCCAUUGUAUAUUUACGAGGAAGGAGAGACAACGACUUAGCACAAUUAAUGGAACAGGUGAGGCCUGAAGCGUUACCUGCGUACGCACACGGACUGCGAGCUGCCUCCUUCUACGUUCUAGGGCUGCAAGCCUUCUUUCAGGCGCGAUAUAACGAAGCAAAACGUUACCUCAGAGAGACACUCAAAAUGGCGAAUGCGGAGGACCUGAAUAGGCUGACUUCUUGCUCGCUAGUGCUGCUCGGCCACAUCUUUUUGUCCAUUAAUAACUCGCGAGAGAGCAUGAACAUGGUCACGCCCGCCAUGCAGCUCGCCAGCAAGAUACCCGACGUGCACGUACAGCUUUGGGCUUCUGCUAUCCUCAAAGACUUGUACAGGCUAGCGGGCGACACGGAGCGUGAGAACGAGGCGUACCAGAUGCACUGCAACUUCUCGCAGGCGCUGCUGAAGGACCACUUCCAGGCGACGCAGCUGCCGCAGCACGCGCUCGUGCACUGGACGAGCGGCCCGCCGCCCGCGCUGCCGCCGCCGCCCGGCGCCGCGCCCGCCACGUAGGGCGGCUCUCCUGCGAAUGCUAUGUCGGGAUGUCUACAUGUGAUUUAUUUUGGUUAAAUACUUAACUAAUAUAUGACUAUGCGAAUUAUUAUACAUAAAUAUAUAAUAGCAGAGUCUUCAUACUUGAAAAUCAAAUUAUCUGUUGUAAUUUGCACUUAAAUCAUUUUAAAUAAUUUCUACUAUGUGUGACCAGCGUCGUCAGACAGGCCUAAUUAUUAUUGUUUCUAAAAUCGUCUCUCGAUGGAUCUGAUGCUUAGACAGAUACAGAAACAAAGUUCCGCCUUAAAAAGAAGCAAACGGGAUGAUUUAAAGUGUACAUGACACGUUAAGUAACUUUGUAGCAUCAGUUUGCAACUUACGUGUAAAUUAAAGAUCAAUAUCAUUCCCAACCUUCGAUUCGCAAUUUUAUAUGACAAUUUAUCCUCAGAAUUAUGAUAUUCAUAAUAAUAAUAAAUGUUUAGUCAAUAGAGGUGUACCGUUUCAAGAAAAUUAAACACUUAAAAUUGAUACCAGCAAUGAUUGAUUUAAAAUAAUAGUAAAAUUUGGUUUAAAAUUUAUUGUUAGUGCUAAAUUUUUGAUUUCAACUGAUUUAUGUGACAAUAAAAAUCAUAUCAAAACAGCAUAGAAAAAAUUGAACUUGUACGAAAUUAUCCUUUUGUUUUACUAAAAUAUAUUCUACAUCAUUUUAUUCAAACAUCUAUGGUUCAACUGUCGAUGACAAAUGUUCUGAGUUAUAACAUUUAGUAGUAUAAUUUAUAUAAUUUUCAUUGAUAUCAAAAUUCAUUGCAUCUUAUUUAGGUUCUUAAUUAUAAUUAUUAUUAGAUUUAUUUUAUUACGCAAUGGAACGAUUUUUAGUUAUUUAUUUAUUUUCAAAGAUUUUUUCGAUAAUAUAUAUAUAGUAAAUGAAACAUGUUGAGAUCUUGUAUUAUAAUAUUCUUAUAAACAACAAAAACUAAGGAGUAGAGCAAAAUAGUGUCCCAUUUUGCACAAUUUGUAACAAUCGGAAGAAAACGUGGAUUUUGCAAAAUUCAAUGGACUGAUUUAUAGCGUAUAAUUAUUGUACAUACUAUGUGUCAAAUAUGAACUUGAGAAAGAACAAAGACGUCUCAUAUUUAUUAUUUUUAUUAGUUACUUGUUAGGGUGAGAAUGUUGUUGAAAAUGUGUCUGGUUGAUUAAUUUUAGUUGUAUUGAUAAAUUGAGUAUUCGUUAUUGACGUCUCAAUGGAUGGAUCUGCCUUUAUGUUAGAUUCGUCACAAUAGCUGUUAAUACUUCUUUCCAUUCUAAUAUUAUUUUUAUAUAGUAGCAUAGGGAAUGACUGCUUCCGUUGUACUGGGAUCCGUCCAUUGGCACGUUACUCCUCGAGGUCGCGUGGUAGCGACAAUUGUGUUGUAAAUUAAACGACUAUAAUCUGUACACAUUUUUUAUUUUAAUAAUUCCCUGAAACAGUGUGAUGUGGCCUUAACGAAUGGGUACAUUUGCUGUUGUUAAAUAUGUAAAUAAAAGUUGAAUUAUUGUAAAUAAUAAAACUAUAAAAUAUAUGUUUUUUGCUAUA